Molecule: messenger RNA, 1491 nt
Organism: Halteromyces radiatus
Lineage: Eukaryota; Fungi; Mucoromycota; Mucoromycetes; Mucorales; Cunninghamellaceae
Exons: 10
Coding region: 288-1325 (345 amino acids)
Biological process (GO): mRNA export from nucleus; post-transcriptional tethering of RNA polymerase II gene DNA at nuclear periphery; regulation of DNA-templated transcription
Cellular component (GO): nuclear pore outer ring; nuclear pore
Molecular function (GO): structural constituent of nuclear pore
Source: RefSeq, a predicted model, not a curated record
CUUUUUUCUUUUUUUAUGAUUUUUCAAAAGAAGACUAUUAUAGUAUGAAUCUCCUUCUUUUACUGGAACGAUGUGAUUAUAACCUUGACAAGGCUUUUAUCGAGAUUUUUGAUCGCGGUUCUUCUCAGAUCUCUUCACAGUGCUCCUUGGCUAGUGCUCUUGCUGACAUUGUUCUCCUCAGGUAAAACAUCAUAUGAAUUAUCAGGACUGUGUGAUAAACAAUUUCUACCCUUUUAAUUAACCAUUAAUAUUAUUCGCGUUUUGGGUUUCUUCCUUCUGGGAAUAGAAUGAAUCAUAGCAAACAGCACCAAUCAGCCUCCUUCUCAGAGAGUGUACAAAAAGAAAUAGCUUUCUUACAUGAAGAACAUACUACUUGGCGACUACUGGAUACUAUACAAAGGUCGACCAAUCCUCUCCAAAAAUGCUCAGGUAUAAAGGAAUGGAUUAGCAAGACGCCCGACACUACUAUUAUAUCAGAUAUGUUAUUACAAGAUACCGUAGAAAAUGAAAUAGACGAAGAGAUUCAAGCAAUGAUUGGAUUUUCUGUACAGCAGCAUACCUCAAUAUCGACAUCAUCAACUAGAAAUAACCAUUCAACAAACCGACGCCCUGGAUUCCAUUUUGAUGAUGAUGAUGACGAUAGUGAUGAUGAUAUCAACAUGAAUAUGGAUGAUGUUUUACCGGAUAUUCCUCAACUAAGACGACAGAAACAACAAUCAGAUCAUAAAAAUCAAAAUAUCGACAUUGAAUUUGAAAAGAUCAAUAAAACUUUAUACACUCUUUUACGAAAAGGUGAUUUGGACAAAGUCAUCGAAUUUUUAUCGACAAAUGAUGAACCUUGGCGUACCAUGCUAUUCAAGUCAUAUGUUCAGCGUUGCAAAAAAAUACAAGAGGGCAAAUCAAUCGAAUGGGAUACAGAUGAGCAGCAAUCAUGGCGAUUAUCAUGCAAAGGUUUAUUGAAAAAGCAUGGGUUAGGUCCUUAUGGAAAAGCCGUUUAUGCGCUACUAUUAGGUGAUGUUACUGAUGUUUUACCGGUAUGCAAAACUUGGGAAGAUGUAAUCUGGGCCUAUUACAAUGCGCUAAUGGAACAUCUUUUGGGUGCAGCAUCUGAUACCUCAGUUAUGGAAGAUGAUAGUACGGUGCUCAGCAAAAAAUAUGAAAAUAUUGCUAAUCAGAAAGAUCCUAUUCUACCAAGGGGGCAUCCUAAGCUCUUUUUUCAUUUGGUCCAAGUACAUCUAUUGAACCAAGAUUUAUCACUAGUAUUUGAAUUGGUACGCCACAAAUAUACAAGUAGACAAAAUAGUAGUCCAGCUCUUCUUCGAUGAUAUGCGACUUCAUAUGGAUCGAUUCUUAGCUGCACUUGUAGUAUAUGCAAGACGCUAUUUGAAUACCUCUACAGGAGAUACGAAUGCCGAAUCCAUUGUAUACGAAUAUGCAGAACGAAACCAUCAACCACUGACAUUCAACCCCAAGGUUGUAGCAUUUUAUGCA